This is a messenger RNA of Cuscuta campestris, 1510 nucleotides long. The record is from the annotation of a GenBank genome assembly. Lineage: Eukaryota; Viridiplantae; Streptophyta; Magnoliopsida; Solanales; Convolvulaceae.
GAAACAAACAGUCUGAACCAUUAAGUGCUGAACCAUUCAGACAUCUGAACAAUUAAGAGGCAGAAACAAACAGCCCAUAACCCCAUAGUCUUAUCCACUUCUCCCCCUGCAGACGCACACGUGACGCCAGGCGGCUCAGAUUCACCUAACUAAAUGGAGAAACCGCUUAAAGUAGAGGAAGAUGAAUCAUCUGAGUUCACAUCAGAAAGUGCAUCUGAUGCGAAGCAAGAAACCUUGGAGGAGAUGCUUUCUAGGCACAGGAAAGAGAUAUCCAGGCUACAAGACAAGGAAACUGCAAUGAGAAAGGCAGCUGCAAAAGGAAGCAAGGCCGAGCAGAAAGCGAAAAAGAAACAAGUGGAUGAAGAGAUAUCAAAACUCUCAACAGAGCUCAAAGAGGGACAUGCCCGUGAACUCGCUUCUCUGGGGUAUAACGGUAAUAACACCAACAAUAAGGACAACAAAGGAAGCCUUGACAACUUAGUCAAUGCUAUUGCGGGUGUAUCCGUCAACACGGCCCAACCCGACCAAUCAAAGCCCAGUAAGAGCGUCAAGAGGCGUGAAAAACGGGCCCAAGAGGAAGCAGCCCGAGAGCAGAGGAUAAAAGAAGAGCAGAGUAAUAUUCAGAGCGACCGGGCCAUUGAGGACGAAAAGCUGGUAAAGAAACUCGGACCGCUCGGGCUAACCGUAAAACAAAUAAAGCCCGACGGGCAUUGUCUCUACCGAGCCCUUGAGGAUCAGUUAUCCCUCCAUUCAAAGGGCACCUCUCCUUACUCUUACUUAGAAUUACGCCAGCUGGCAGCAGGUUACUUGAGGCAACAUUCAUCGGAUUACCUUCCGUUUUUCCUAUCCGAGAAAGGCGGGUUGUCUUCGGGCGACGAAUCGGGUACCAAGAGGUUUGAGGAUUAUUGUGGGGAAGUGGAGUCAACCGCGGCAUGGGGAGGUCAACUUGAGCUCGGCGCCCUUACUCAUGUCUUGAAGAAACAUGUUGUUAUAUAUUCGGGGUCAUUUCCGGAUGUGGAGAUGGGAAGGGAAUAUAUAAAUAAACCAAAGAGUGGGACCGCCUCGUCGCCGGAGAGUAUCUUGUUGUCAUACCACCGGCAUGCGUAUGGGCUCGGGGAGCACUAUAACUCGGUUGUCCCCAAGAUGGCUUGAAGAGCCGUGUCUGUGUGACGUGAACAAGGUUUGCUUCACAACUCUGUGACAUUUGAUCUAAGUGCUUGUGUUUUUGACCUAAGAAAUGAGUUUAUGGUUGAUAAAGCUUCUUUUUUUCUUUAAGUUCAUCAAUUAUUACUAUAAUUUUCUUUUGUUUUUGUCUACAUUUGUGUGAUUGGAGUUGAUGCAUAUGGCUUACUGUUUCAUAAAUGUUUUGUGCCUUAUUGUGUUUGGAUUAGAACAAUGCUUGGUUUACACCCCAAAGUUUUUAUGGAGUACAUCAAUAUUAUAUCGCCCUCAUUUUUUGCAUUUUGCACACAAGAUUUGUAUGUGAAACAAACAAAUCGUGUCUGUAUGU